GCCGCCAUGUUUAAAUGCCCUACCAGGUGGUGGCUACUUCUUUGUUUACGUUCACGGAAAAGGAGGUUCCUCGCCGACCACAGACAAGACAGGCUCUGAGGUGUAGCUGAUGCUAAUCUACACAAAUAACAAGACACUGAAACUAGAUUCUUCCCUUGCUCAUCCUAGCACUGUGAAGGACCAGGUGGAGCCUCAGUUUGGGGUCCUGUAUGCUGCAAAUUGUAGAUCAAGUUUACAAAAAUGUCUUCAAGAGAUGAAAAAAUUUUGGAACUCGUUGAAAAAUUAAGUAAUACUGAUAAAAAACUUGAUGAAGAUGAGCUCACCUCAAUCUUGACCAAGACCUAUACCUUGUGUCGAGUGCCCCCUCUGCCAGACCCCAAUGUGCCCUACAGUGCCGCAGACUUUGCAGGUGUUGCAAGUGAAGCAGAAAUCAACCUUAGUAUUGUAUUAAAAUUACUGAACUGUGUAUCUGUUGCAAGAAGUAAACACAAUCAACAGUUUAGUCAUGGGUUUGUGAGGUAUAUUGUGGUCACUUGUCUCUUGGCUGCUUGUGAGUACUGUGAUCAAAGUUAUGAAUGGAGUAGUUCUGAAACAGCUGAUGUGUCUAGGAAAAUAAUGAACAAGUUGUGUGACUUGUGUGGGUGUGGUACAGUGACAGACCUCCUCAAUCCACAAAGGAAUUCAGCUGAAACACAAAGUUGUGGUAACAAAAGUGUUUUGGUUAAGGAUACAAGUCAAGACUUCAUGAAAUCCACCUUGCAAAGAUUGAGUGAGAUGUUAAACAAAAGUAACUGGAGGAUGUAUCCCUCUUUGAAGAUGACAUAUUGGUGGAUUUUAAGAAACACAUGUAAGGAUGAUUUAGGGGAGCACUUGGUUCUCCUGUUGCCUCCAGCACUCUUCAUAGUGGAUGACUGGGAAGACAGGAACAAACUCCUUGGCAUCCAAUGUCUCCAUCAUAUUUUAGAAAACACUGUGGGUUCAGAGCUGCGCUGGUAUGGUCGAGCAGCUGUCAUAUAUGAUGCCCUGAAGCCCCUGCUGUAUUCGAGGGAGUCUAAGGUAUUAUCCAGCCUGUACCCAACCAUCAUAAAGGUGGCAGAGAUCUUAGAGGCUGAUCCUGCUAAGGCUGAAAAACUGGAACAUGACAGCACUCUUGACUUCAUCAUGCAGCAGUUGCUACAAGAGAUGGCUUAUGAGCAGAAGUUGUGUCUGCGCUCAGUGUACACUGCUGCUCUUCCUCUGCUUGUACUGGCCUUAAAUUUGUUUGCUGUAAGGUGGUCUAAGGAAUUAAUGGAUGUCUGUGAAGAUUAUUUAGCAACAUUUGAAGGACCAUCAGCACAGGACAGAAUAAAUAUUUUGAAGGCCCUGCAGUACUAUGUGAAGGCUUGCUGGCCACAAGUUCACUACCAUGCCAUGCACAUACUGAAGAUGGCAGUGCGCCUUCUGUAUGAUGUGACUGAGGAAGACUGUGGCAUAGAGGCAGAGAGUGUUGAGGUUAUAAUGCAAGAAGUACAAGGUCUUGUUGUGCUCCUGCAUGCAGCUGCUCCCAACACAGUACGAGAAUUGUGCCGAGGCUUGCAGGAUGUUGCUGUCCAUCCACAGUGUGAGGUGGUGCUUCAGAGCCUGCAUGCAGUCACCCUGGAAGAUGUAAAGGAAGACUCCCGCACUUCCAGAGAUUGAGAUGGGCAGCAGAUAUAUCCUACAUGCCAUUAUGGUAACAUGAACACAUCAGUGACCUGCCUCUACUGUGACCUGCCAAGUUAUGCUGCUCAUAAUUAUUUGUCACUGUAAAUUGUCAGUCAGGCAGCCCAAGCACAGGAUUGCCCUUGAAUAUUAUUAUCCAACAUGAUCACAAAAUUCAAAAUUAUUUCAACUCCUGCAUCCAAGACUGUCAUCCAUGGUUAACUACAUAUACAAACAUAACAUUGAAGCCCAACAGAAGACCUUCAUGAUAAAACAGUUUUGAGUUGUAAAAGAACACUGACAACACUACAAGACAAUACUACAAAACUUUAAAUUUUUAAUUACCAGUUGGUAACAUAAAUGCCAAAAAUCAGUUUCAGGAACAAUUUUCUUGAUGUAAGAUGUGUUCUACAACUCUGGGUAGUUAUAUGAGUUGCAGAUGUACAUCAUACAUAAAUAUGUAUAUUAUAGAAAUACAUCAUUCAGAAGUUACCUGUGCCA
Messenger RNA from Scylla paramamosain (green mud crab), 2181 nucleotides. Its product is annotated as TELO2-interacting protein 2-like. The transcript has 10 exons. The coding region runs from base 241 to 1677 and encodes 478 amino acids. The record is from RefSeq and is a predicted model, not a curated record. Gene Ontology annotation, cellular component: nucleus; TTT Hsp90 cochaperone complex; cytosol. NCBI's taxonomy places the organism in Eukaryota, Metazoa, Arthropoda, Malacostraca, Decapoda, Portunidae.